Molecule: messenger RNA, 1423 nt
Organism: Salmo salar (Atlantic salmon)
Lineage: Eukaryota; Metazoa; Chordata; Actinopteri; Salmoniformes; Salmonidae
Product: glycosylated lysosomal membrane protein-like
Cellular component (GO): lysosome
Source: RefSeq, a predicted model, not a curated record
UCAAAUAAAGUACUCGACACGUGAUUCCUCCAUGUGUAUGCCGAAAAAGAAAGAUGCCGGCGGAGAUUUUGUACACAAUCCACUUUUAUGUCUUAUUUUUGCUUUUAACGGUUCGGUUUUCUUCUAGUUUUAUCGGCAAUGGUGAUAACUACCGACGGAAUGUAUCCCUGGAGCUGAACCCUGGUCUGAACUCCUUGCUGACACCGCUGCCCCCUGGUGUUGGCUUGCUCCAUGUGCGGGCGCUUGGCAAAAACAACACACUGCAUUACCUCCUCUGCAGCCAGGGGGCGCCAGCAUUACUACUGGUGCACACAAGCUCCAUUUCAUCCAAGGUAGUGGUAGACUGGCCUGCCUUCCUUGUGCAAAAUACCACAGGCAGCCUGAAAGUGACUCCAGAGAGCAGUGUUCUGUACAGCAACGCACUCGUCUUUACCAGGCUGUGGGAGUAUGACGAUGUGAACGACACAGCUGACCCUGAGCACCUACCCCCCUCCAGCUUUUUCCAGCCCUACGAGCUGCAGAAUUUCACCUGGGGCGACCUGAACAAGACAUUGGACCCCAUGGCCAACACCGCCCUGCUUUGUGGAAGAGACGCCAGCGAGAGCUUCAGCAAUGGCUCACUCUGUCUGAAGUUCUCAGCCUUUGAUGUUGAGGGGCGGGACCAAGGCUGGCCCAGUCUCCUCCACAACGCUAACUCCUCCCAGCUAAGGGUGGGGCUGGACGGCGUGGCCCCGAGGUCCAAUCGAUCCCGCUUUUCCCUAGAGCUACAGGCCGUGGGAGACACCCAGCCCAUGAGCAGAGUGGACUUCCUCCGGUCAAUAGAUGACGAAUACACUCCCUCCAUAUUCAAGGUAUCUCAGUGGGUGUCCUCUCCAGUCAACUCCACCUCCCCUGUUCUUGGCUACGCCCAAUGGAAGCCCGUGGCCUACCGCAGGCCAUCGCCUGUCUUUGAGGACGCCACUCCCUGCCGGCACUCAACCCCUGUCCCCGUAGCCCAGCUUCCCCCCUCCGGCCUGGUGCUGGCUUAUUUUGGAGGGGAGCGCCAGACCACCGGGCUCAACAUGACCUUCAGUAUCACUGGAGACCCAUUCUACAACACCACCAACUACCUUAGCUGGACUGUGUUGGUGGGACUGGGCUCUCCUCCUGUGGACUCGUUUUCUCCCCUGGUUCUGGUCAUCAUGGCGGUGGGGCUGGGCACUCCCAUGCUGAUCAUCCUGCUGGGCGGGGUGUGUGUGUGUGUCCGCAAGAACAGGCCCCAAACGCAGGUUUACGAGCCAAUCAACUGAGGCCAAGCCAGGAUACGUGUCCCGCCUUUAACCAUUUUCUAGCCAAUGAACAGAGACACCUGGGCCCAGUUUUUCAAAAGUUAUCUAUCUGGAUUUGGCCUAUCGGAUACGAUUAAAUGCAUGGAAUAAGUGUC